GUUUUUAAGGAUGCGAUCUGAGGAGCGCAGAGCUUAGUCUUAGUGCCAUAUCUGGGCGCGCAGGGACCAGCUCAAACACACCUGUGGACCUGCGGCACAGCGCCGUUGCAACCUCGAGGUGUGCUGACGCCUGCGGCAAGUGUUUUUGCAGCAGCUGCAGCAAGAACUUGCGGCUAGCUUCGCGCGCGGACGUUGCGAGCCCGAGGGCGUCUCACGCAGCCGAGCCGCGGCCGCGUCACACGAAACCAUGGCCUGGCGCCGCCUCGCGCAGCGCUGCGCGCCGGCCGCCGCGCCCGCCGCGCUGCUCGGGCUCGGCGCGGCGCGGUGCGAAGACACGAUGCAGGUCCCGCGGACGAAGAAGACGCCGAAGGAGCUCCCCGAGUACUUCGUGCCCAAGGUGCCCUACCCCGCCUGGGACUCGGACUGGGACGGGCGGCGGCGCGCGCGCGCGGAGGCGAAGAAGCGCGGCGCGCCGCCGGCGCCGACGCGCCACAUUCUGUUGGUGAGGCACGGCCAGUACGACGAGACGUCGCGCGACGACGACAAGCGCAUCCUCACGCCGCUGGGGCGGGACCAGGCCGUCGCGACGGGGUUGAGGUUACGGAGUCUCUUGGAUUCAGGCUCGCCCAAGUCGCCGAUCAAAAUGGUCUCGAGCGGUUUAGUAAGGGCCAAGGAGACGGCGGAUCUCAUCGCGCCCUGCCUGCCCGCCGACCGAUUAGUAUAUGCGGACCCGAACCCGGACCUCAACGAGGGCCGGCCCGCGCAAGUCAUCCCGGGCCGGCCCUAUUCGAACGAGGCCGUGCGCGUCGACCAGCAGCGCGUCGAGCGCGCCUUCCGCGAUACGUUUCGGCGGGCGGACCCGCGCGACGACGGCGCGCGGCACGAGUACGAGAUCGUCGUGUGUCACGGGAACGUCAUCCGCUACAUGACGUUGCGGGCCUUACAGCUGCCGCCCGAGGCGUGGCUGCGGUUGUGCACCUUCAACUGCUCCGUGACUUACUUGGUCGUGCGGCCGACGGGGAGCGUGUCGCUGCGCGCGCUGGGCGACGUCGGGCACCUGGACCCGCCGCUCGUCACGUUCAGCAUGCACCACGGCAUCGAGUGGUGAGAUUAGCUAUUAAUUACACGUUAAACACAA
Messenger RNA from Pelagomonas calceolata, 1138 nucleotides. The record is from the annotation of a GenBank genome assembly. NCBI's taxonomy places the organism in Eukaryota, Pelagophyceae, Pelagomonadales, Pelagomonadaceae.